AAGCGGCGGCGGCGGUCAGAGCCGGAGCGGGGCCGGAGCCGCGGCCAUGGAGGGCCCGCGCUGGCUGCCGCUGGAGGCCAGCCUCGAGGUCACCAACCAGUUUCUCAAACAAUUAGGUUUACAUCCUAACUGGCAGUUUGUUGAUGUAUAUGGAAUGGAUCCUGAAUUACUUAGCAUGGUACCAAGACCAGUGUGUGCAGUGUUACUUCUCUUCCCUAUAACAGAAAAGUAUGAAGCAUUCAGAAUAGAAGAAGAGGAAAAAGUAAAAUCUCAGGGACAAGAUGUUACAUCAUCAUUAUAUUUCAUGAAGCAAACAAUCAGCAAUGCCUGUGGAACAAUUGGGCUGAUCCAUGCUAUUGCCAACAAUAAAGACAAGAUGCACUUUGAAUCUGGAUCAACCUUGAAAAAAUUCCUGGAGGAGUCUGUAUCAAUGAGCCCUGAAGAACGAGCCAGAUAUCUGGAGAAUUAUGACGCUAUUCGAGUUACUCAUGAGACCAGUGCCCAUGAAGGUCAGACUGAGGCACCAACUAUAGAUGAAAAAGUAGAUCUUCAUUUUAUUGCAUUAGUUCAUGUAGAUGGGCAUCUCUAUGAAUUAGAUGGAUGGAAACCAUUUCCAAUUAACCAUGGGGAAACUAGUGAUGAAACUUUACUAGAGGAUGCCAUAGAAUUUUGCAAGAAGUUUAUGGAAAGUGACCCUAAUGAACUGAGAUUCAAUGCAAUUGCUCUUUCUGCAGCAUAGCUUGUUCAAUAGUGGAAACACCAAAUAUUGUAUUAUUUGCAACAAAGAUGAAAUUUCUGCUGCCAUACACUUACUCAAAAUUUUUGAUAUUUUCAUUAACUUGACUGAUUAAACUUUAUGUGAAUUGAACUUUGAAAAAAAAA
Molecule: messenger RNA, 882 nt
Organism: Manis pentadactyla (Chinese pangolin)
Lineage: Eukaryota; Metazoa; Chordata; Mammalia; Pholidota; Manidae
Product: ubiquitin carboxyl-terminal hydrolase isozyme L3-like
Exons: 1
Coding region: 47-739 (230 amino acids)
Biological process (GO): ubiquitin-dependent protein catabolic process; protein deubiquitination
Cellular component (GO): cytoplasm
Molecular function (GO): cysteine-type deubiquitinase activity
Source: RefSeq, a predicted model, not a curated record